Brachypodium distachyon (stiff brome) is the source of this 1190-nucleotide messenger RNA. RefSeq lists its product as uncharacterized. NCBI's taxonomy places the organism in Eukaryota, Viridiplantae, Streptophyta, Magnoliopsida, Poales, Poaceae. The transcript is spliced from 4 exons. The coding region runs from base 52 to 993 and encodes 313 amino acids. The record is from RefSeq and is a predicted model, not a curated record.
AACAUUUUCAUUCCACACAAUUCAACAACCUUAAUUCUUUGCUUCAAUCCUAUGAGUAUCUCAGAUUUUCUGGUCACUCCUUUCGGUGGAGCCGUGGAGAAUGCCGAGUUCCACUUGAGCAACCUCUACCUGCACAUCAACGACACCGAUCCAGAUCUCAACGAGCAGAUGAUAGCAGACAAUGCUGGCGCCGGUAAGUACGGCAGGACUUACGCGACAAGAUGGGCGAUACACCAUGGCGUCGACUCGGCUGCGGAACUUGUCGCGAGAGCUCCGGGCCUCAUCACCUAUGCUUCUGAUUCCUGGCACCAAGGCUUCACCAUCAACUUUCAGAACCAAAGGUUUAAGGGGUCGACGCUACAAGUGAUGGGAGUUGACUACGAUCAAGACGAGUGGGCUAUUGUUGGUGGGACGGGGGAGUUCGCUAUGGCACGUGGCAUCAUCAAGAAAUACCCGCAUUCGACGGCAAGGGGCAGAGUCGUAGUAAAGCUUAACAUCCAUGGAUUCUGCAGCAUGAAGCCGACACGCCUCGGCAUCCCCUAUCCCAGAAAGACACAAACAUGGGGUGGGAAUGUCGGUCAAACUCUCGAUGUCAUACCACAACCGUGGCGUCUAGAAAGUUUCAAAAUCCACGAGGACAACGGGUUCAUAAGCUCAUUCGCACUCAAAUACGUUGACCGAACUGGGUCCAUGUACUAUCUGGGUCCUUACUGGGGUGAUGUCCCUGGUACUACUAAGAUUACGCUGUCACCAUCGGAGACUUUGCAGCAAGUUCAUGGAACAUCUGAUAAUUACCGUGGUACCACUAUCGUGACAUCACUUACGUUUACCAUCAGCAACAGGGCAGCAGAUGAAACAUUCGGGAAGAGUUCAGGCACGGACUUCAGUCCUGCAUUGGCUCAAGACGAGUGCAUUGUAGGUUUCUAUGGACAAAGUUAUGGAAAAUUCCUCACUUCAAUUGGUUUUUACGUGCAUAAGUCAUCAGUCUACUAGUAAUGUGGUCGAUGGCUGUUGCUGUUCGGUUAAAGCGUUUAUCUUUAGUUCCCAUGUUGCCAAUAAGAUGGCCCUGUGCCACAUUUGCUCUUUAAUUAAUUCCUAUGUAUUCCAGAAACAAAUUAGGUGCCAUAUUUGCUUCUUUCAGUUCCUGUAUUCCAGAAACAAAUUAAUUCAAUGCCAUGUGUUUGCUUUCA